CCGCUCCUCAACUCUCCCGGAUCCCUCCAGGAACGUGUGGACUACGAGUCCCGGAAGGCCUCGGGAGCUUGGCUCCAACUGCACGUGCGCGCCCAGCUGGCCGCCGGAAGGACCGAGCCUGACUGUGUGUUUAUCUCGUUGGAGACUGAGGCGUCGGUUGGCGCGCAACGGGUUCUAGGCUGCAGGCAGCGCGAGGACCCGCGGCCCCGCCCCGGCCCGGCCUGGCAGGUAGCAGAGGCGACAGGCCGUGCCGGGGGGGCAUGUUGCUGUGAGCAGUGGCCCAGGGGAUGUUACGGUGGACAGUGCACCUGGAGGGCGGGCCCCGCAGGGUGAACCAUGCCGCAGUGGCUGUCGGGCACCGCGUGUACUCCUUCGGGGGUUACUGUUCUGGCGAGGACUACGAGACGCUGCGGCAGAUAGACGUGCACAUUUUCAAUGCAGUAUCCUUGCGUUGGACAAAGCUGCCACCUGUGAGGCCUGCUGUCCGUGGGCAGGCUCCCGUGGUCCCCUACAUGCGAUAUGGACACUCUACCGUCCUCAUCGAUGACACAGUCUUCCUUUGGGGCGGGCGGAAUGACACCGAAGGGGCCUGCAAUGUUCUCUACGCCUUUGACGUCAAUACUCACAAGUGGUCCACACCCCGUGUGUCGGGCACAGUCCCCGGGGCUCGAGAUGGACAUUCGGCUUGUGUCUUGGACAAGAUCAUGUAUAUCUUUGGAGGCUACGAGCAGCUGGCAGAUUGCUUUUCCAAUGACAUUCACAAGCUGGAUACCAGCACCAUGACAUGGACGCUCAUCUGUACGAAGGGCAACCCCGCACGCUGGAGGGACUUCCACUCAGCCACGAUGCUGGACAAGAACAUGUAUGUCUUCGGUGGCCGGGCCGACCGUUUCGGGCCAUUCCAUUCUAACAAUGAGAUUUACUGCAACCGUAUACGCGUCUUUGAUACCAGAACCGAGGCCUGGCUGGACUGUCCUCCCACCCCAGUGCUGCCCGAGGGCCGCCGGAGCCACUCAGCCUUUGGCUACAACGGGGAGUUGUACAUCUUUGGUGGCUAUAAUGCGAGGCUGAACCGGCACUUCCAUGACCUCUGGAAAUUCAACCCUGUGUCCUUUACUUGGAAAAAGAUCGAGCCGAAGGGGAAAGGUCCAUGUCCCCGCCGACGCCAAUGCUGCUGCAUCGUUGGUGACAAGAUUGUCCUCUUUGGGGGUACCAGUCCAUCUCCUGAGGAAGGCCUGGGGGAUGAAUUUGACCUCAUAGAUCAUUCGGACCUACACAUUUUGGACUUUAGCCCGAGUCUGAAGACCCUGUGUAAACUGGCCGUGAUUCAGUAUAACCUGGACCAGUCCUGUUUGCCCCAUGAUAUCAGGUGGGAGCUGAAUGCCAUGACCACCAACAGCAAUAUCAGCCGCCCCAUCGUCUCCUCCCACGGCUAGGAGCAAGUUUCUGCCACCCCCCCCCCCCCCCCCCCCCCCCCCCCGCGCCUCCCGAGCCUGCUGUUGUCGUCUUUCGUCUACCCUGCCCCCCUUGUCUUGCACCUGCCUGCCCCUUCAGACCCUGGACUCAGUAUAACUCCACCUGGAGUCGUUGGACUAGAGGUGUAUUCUGUGCUGUGAAUUUAGUGGGGAGUUGUAGGGGGAGGGUCAGGUCUGCCGUCCGACCCUCUUGGGCCAAGGGCCCCUUCCCCUUGGUGCUCUGUCCCCGUCCACCUCUGAUGGCUCCUGGGCUCCAGCUCUGCCCCCACCCCCGGCCAGCCAGGAUCUGCUGGGAAAGGAAGGGAACAGGCACAUAGGGAGAAGUGAGCAGCGGCAGCCACAGGAGCUCCCCGUCCCUUGCUCCCAGCCUCAUGUCCCCUCUUGUCCCCCUGCUUGAGCCAUGAGCAUUGGCUGGGAACUGAGAGGAGUCGCAGCUGUUGGCAUGAAACCUCCUUCUCCCUGACCCGGGAGGCGGGGACCAGAAGAUAAUCCCACCCUUUCUGAGCUGUCGCCAUCCCCAGAAGCCAAGCCUGCUCAGAUUUUAUAAGAAGGAAUUAAAGUCUCCAAACGUG
Molecule: messenger RNA, 2047 nt
Organism: Ochotona curzoniae (black-lipped pika)
Lineage: Eukaryota; Metazoa; Chordata; Mammalia; Lagomorpha; Ochotonidae
Gene: KLHDC3
Product: kelch domain containing 3
Exons: 11
Coding region: 288-1436 (382 amino acids)
Cellular component (GO): cytoplasm
Molecular function (GO): protein binding; chromatin binding
Source: RefSeq, a predicted model, not a curated record